AUGGUUGUCGCCCUCUGUCCCGACCUCGUCGCCUCUGGUCGUUGCUCUCGCGAUUCUUGCACUUACAGGCAUGACGCCUUCGAAUGCACCGUUUGCGCUCGGUUCUUCUCUUCCCAAGGCCAGCUUGACUCCCAUUUGAGUGGGAAGAAACAUCGGAAGGUCCUGAAUGGGUACUCCGGCAGCCUGCGUUGCUCUAUAUGCGACAGGAUAAUGGGUGGUGGUGCCUGGAACGACCAUAUCAAUGGACGACUUCAUGCACAACAAGCAUCGUUGCAAGGUGUGUCCCCGGUGGUAGAGCCCGUGGAGGACACACCGCCCGGCUUCCGCCAUUGCAACGUAUGCAGGAAGGACAUUAUAACUCGUCGCUGGGACGCACACGUAUCGUCGCCAGUUCACAGGGCGUGCGCUGACUAUGCGAUCUACCACUCUGCGCUAGAAGACGCCGAACAAGACCGAAAUGGCGUCGUCAUCGAAGGAGAAUAUGACUUCGACGUCGUAGCCGGAGGGCAGACUGUUGUGUGCUCUCGCACUGUCAAGAAGACGGUCAACGCAGCCUUGCGCAUCGUCCGCAUCGAUCUGGCGUCCUCAAAGAGCAAGUUUCGGGCCCCUGGAUUCACGCCGCGCAUCAUCGGAGCGGGCAGCCUCGGGGAUGUCUCGUCCACUGGGUCAACUCGUAUCGAGGUCGAAUUCCGCGCGCAGUUCCUCGGCAUAUUCCAGGACCGCAUCGAAGUCGUCUUUCAGGAUGUGCAGCUCAGGAAGGAGUUCGUUAUCGUGCGAAGCCUGCGCGCAAGCGUUGGGGACAAAGCGACAUUCGAAGAACUCAGGCCGAUCGCGCCAUACCGGCCUCGCCGACGAGUCGACCGCGCACCAGAGACGGAAAUCGUCGAGGGCCCCAAGCCCGAGUUGCUUGACGCUAUCACAUAUAUCGGCAAGCUGCCCUACGCCAAUAUCCCGACGUACCUACACAAUGUACUGUCGCGGGGCUCUGACAACGAGAUCGUCGGCCAGCUUCGCGCCGGGUUUCUUCCGCGCGUCUUCGACAGUGCUGGGCACUCGAAGCACUUCAAGUGCUUGCUGUGGGCCGAAGAGUACCGCUCUGAGCGGGACCUGGAAAUAUAUGACAUCGAGGACGCCGAGCUCAGGCGACAAGGGUUCACCCAGUUCAAUCGGUUGGGGUUUUCCACUGGUCGACAGGAUCAAUACUAUUACCUCGACGUGCCAGGUCUGGCUGAAAAACGGCCGAGCGUGCUCAUCGGCGAUCGAAUCCUCGUCCAGAAAUCCGGCGACAACAACGGCCGCUGGUUCGAAGGUCGCGUGCACGUCGUGCGUCAGGCUGAGGUCGGGCUCAAGUUCCACUCGUCUUUCGGAUGGUCGUCGUCGCAGCGCUACACGGUCCGCUUCAAGCUCAACCGUAUCCCCCUCCGUCGACAGCACCAAGCGCUGGACACCGUCUUCGAUCAACCGCGAGUGCUGUUCCCCGACCAUAAACAUUCGCUGGUUGCUUCGCGCAUCUCGAAGAGCGGAAUACGGACGACUAAUGCGCUCAUUGCGACGAAUGUGCCGCAGUUGCAGGCGAUUGCGUCCAUUGUCAAGCUUCCCAAGGGUUCGCUCCCGUUCGUUGUGUUUGGGCCUCCCGGGACAGGCAAGACCGUGCGUAUUGUUCCAUGCCCUGUCUUCCAUUUGUUCAUAUAUUCUAGGUCACGAUUGUCGAAGCCAUUCUGCAAGUACUGA
Messenger RNA from Schizophyllum commune H4-8, 1731 nucleotides. RefSeq lists its product as uncharacterized. Lineage: Eukaryota; Fungi; Basidiomycota; Agaricomycetes; Agaricales; Schizophyllaceae. The coding region runs from base 1 to 1731 and encodes 576 amino acids. Gene Ontology annotation, molecular function: nucleic acid binding; zinc ion binding. The transcript has 6 exons. The record is from RefSeq and is a predicted model, not a curated record.